CGCUGACCUGAAGAGACAGAUAAAGAUUCAAAAGUUACCUUGUGGUCCAACAUUGACGACGACAGACUACUGUGGAUUGAGGUAGGGUCAAGGAAAUUAGUUUACUUCGGACGAAAUUGAGUUUAUUUAAUAAUUUACAAAUAGAGAAGUCUUGGCUGUGCUCUGUUCUGUAGUAACGCACGCAGGAAGCAGCCAGAGCACGAAAGAAGUGUCUCUAAUACAGAAUCGGAAAGUGAAAUGUUUAGUGAAAUUCGACCGAAUUGUGGCUCAUAAAAACACACAACUUUCUUCACAUGACAAAUUAAAAACGAACUUUCCAAGGCGAGUGUUUUAUGAAUGAACGGCAGCCGGAACAUGAAGAUCGCUCGGGAUGACAGCGCCGCAAAACUCGGCUGCAGUUCCACUCAACACAUCGGAAAGGAUAUACAAGUGUUAGCGGUGUUUCAUUUUAUUACCUUACGCAAGCUUGCAAUCUGACUGAGUAUGAAAGCCUUUAAAACUCGGACUGUCCAUUUGGUUUUCUCUUUGAGGAUUGUCGUCUCUGCUCACGUUAUAAUAACUUAAAUUUCGACGCCUGCCAUUUUUACAAACCUUUGUUUGGUACUUCUGUUGCUACUUGGUGCCGUCUUUCAAGUUUGUUUAUUUUUAUUUUUGUCAUAUGAAUUGAAUUUCAGGAUGCGGAUUUUGUGGUUUCUAUCAAAACUGGUUCUUCUGUCAUCAGUAACAUUGGCUAUUAAACAGAAUUCUAAACCCAACAUCAUAUUCAUAUUGGCAGAUGAUCUGGUGAGUAUAGUGGAUUAGUUAUGUAAAUUUCCUGAUUGUAAGAAAGAUAGCCUGCCCAAUUCUCAUACAGUUGUUUUGAAACCUAGCAUUGGGGUCAUCUGUGCAUGUUUUAUUUUGGGGUAAGACAUUUGACUUUUACAGUACCAUUUUUCACCUGAAAUUGCUUCUUUGACCAUUGCUUCACUUUCUGUUGCUCUUUUAGGGAUGGGAUGAUGUGAGUUUUCAUGGUUCGGAGCAGAUUCCAACUCCAAACCUGGAUGGACUGGCUAAUAGUGGGGUAAUUCUCAACAAUUAUUAUGUGCAAAGUAUUUGUACACCAACAAGAAGUGCUAUAAUGACAGGCCGAUAUCCCAUCCAUACAGGUGAGUGUUUAGAAAAUUUACUUGCUCUAAUUUGAGCAUUGUUUGCCAGUCCACUUUUUUUUUUCCAAGGAACACAGUAGUAUCUCAUUAUUUAUAUCACUCCUCUGGUAUAAUGCUAGGUUUCUGUGUUGUUUGUUUGUUUGUUAUUUUCAUGAGUACUGUUUUGAAUGGUUAUGUAUCCUUUUCAGGUAUAUAUGUUUUGUGCUAUGUUUUCUAUUUUAGGGGAAGAUUAUUGUCAGAUUUUCAGUGUGGUAGACUUACAUGUAGGACCAUGUUGACUGUUCUCAAACAAUGCAUUAGCUUACAUUAUUGUAUGGCUGACAACACCCAUGGGAAAGAUGAAGCAAAUCUUGUGUUAUGAUUGGCCAUGUGAGCCCAUAUUUGCUGCUUGGGAUUGCCUGCAUUGAUCCCAUGCAAAAAAAAAAAUUGUGUGAAGCAGGCUUACAAAGGUUAUAAUUUAUCCACAGUGUCAGGAGUUGUAAAAAGCAACAGAAGACAGUAACAACAAAGAAAACACAUUAAACAAGUUUCAUGAUUUAAAUUUGGUACAAAAAGCAACUCUCUUUCCCAGAACUCAAAAAAGCAAGUCAUUUGUGAUUCUUAUUAAACCAAAAUCUUUUUGCCAUUAUAUGAUAAAUCCUUGAUACAUUUAUCAAUUAAAGCUUUAACUUCCUCCUCCCCCUCGAGGCAAAAAUUUUGUUAAAUGUCCCACCUAUUUUUUCAGUAAAAGGCAUAAUCAGAAACAGUAACUUUCUUCAUGUUGACCAAGCUAUAAAACCUACACCCUGCAGACUUUUUUUCCUUAGCCAUUUCAUAGCUGAAGUGAAAUAUUUCCCUUAAACACAUACUUAAUUAGGGAUAUAAUACUAGUAAUCUUCUAGAAAGACUCAACAUUAAAUUUCAGUUCAAAUUUCUCACCCUCCCCGGGGGUACGGACAACAGUGAUAUUCUCUCCGGUUGAAGGGGGGAGAUGUUGAAGCUUGAAAUUGAUCAACACAUUAUUGACAAAGCUUGUUCAGUAAAUAUGGCUGGAUAUUAAAAUUGUAAAAAAGGAACUCAGUUAACAUUGAACCAUCUUGGCCUCAGGCUUGGUUAGCAGGGCACAUUUACAUUGAAAGACAACAUAGUCACAAAGAAAGUACAUUGCAUUAUUAAUGUACUCAAAGUCAUUUCAACCAAACCACAUGUAACAAGACUUAACUUGUUCUCCUGAUUAUCUCAUAGGAAUGCAGCAUGAUGUCAUAUUAGCUAGUCAGCCCUAUGGCCUUGGUUUGAACGAGACUCUUUUGCCUCAGUACCUAAAAGAACUUGGGUAUGCUACACAUGCUGUUGGAAAGGUAAUAGUUAGACCAUAACAAUUUAAAAAUUCUGCUUAAUAACUUUACUGAAGCUCUACCAAGUUUUACUUCAUUGGUGGCUAAAACCACUUGGUGGGAAAAAAGGGAAUGUAAACUCCCAUCUACUACUGUGCUGCUAACUUUGGGGAAUGCUGCAUCAUAAAUUUUUGGGAGAGGGUAAAAAAAAUGGUAAAAAUAUGCUCCUGUUAUGUGUUUCCUCCUUUCCAUGGCUUUGCAUGCUUCUCAAAAUGUAAUGCAAGCUGCAUAAUGGAUAUGGCUUAUUUUCAUUAAUUUUUUUUCCAGUGGCAUCUUGGUUUCUUCAAAACAGACUACACUCCCACAAGGAGAGGAUUUGACACCUUCUUUGGUUAUUACUGUGGAAAAGAAGAUUAUUGGGACCAUUCAAAUCGUGAGACAAAUGGAUGGGGAUUAGAUCUUCACAACAAUACAGAGGUACAUGUAAAUCUGUUAAUUAAGAACUGGUUUAUUUAAAUGAUGAAAAUGAAGUAACAUGCAUGUAAACCAAAGAGUGUCAGGUAUUUAUGCAAACCUAUGGUAAAUUGUGAACCCUUUCACUUUGGAGAUCUAAAUGUAAAUUCUCUCCACUGUCUACCUUACAAUUUUUUUAAUUUUAGCCAUUAAAAAAUUGGUGUCAGAGCAGAUAACAUUGACUUAUUGAUGUUUCUUUUUUCUCAACACCUUUUUGCCCAAAACUGUAUUGGAAUUGUAAGGAGAUAUUCAAUUUUGGUCACACCUGGGGACAAAAAGGUUAAAUUUCCAAAAUCAUUCAUUUUAUGUUGUAGAGAAAAGGAAGGAGAAAGUUUCUCCCUGAAAAUAUUCAAAGAGUCCCAUCUGCAGGUCUACUGUACCAAUUUUAUCCCCUUUUUUGUCCCUUGGAGUUUUCUUUCCUCUAACAAGGGUGCAGGUGAUGCAAAAAUAGGAAAAAAACAUCACUGUGAGGAAAUGUUGAUGUAAGAAUUGUAGCAAAGCCAGUUGGGAGAAUUACUCUUAUGACCUUAAGAGUGAAUGGAUUGAAAAGGAAUCCUUACCCCCCUCUCCCUAAUUAUGCACAUUUUCAAAUUUACAUUACCUAAGUAGUAAAUUUAUUGACCUGUUAACCUUCCUCCCUUUUGCACACAAAUUCUCAUUUCCUUCUGUGCAUUCCUCUUUGUAAUGUGUUUUGCUAUCAUUUACCAUUUCCACUCUGCCUCCAUCUCUUUAUCCCUCACUUGUCUUACCUCUUCUAUGCUUUUUCUUGAAUUUUUACAAUGUUUCCUCAUCUUCAUUUCUUAAAUUUGAGUAUUUUCUUAUAAAAUUGAUCUCUUCUUUCAACCCUUUGACCCUCAAAAGUGACUAGAAUCUAAUUUCUCCUUACAAUAUCCCUCUUAAGUCAAACAUCAGGGUCACGAGAAUAAAGAAAAUGAUCACCAAAUUAACAAUUUAACUCUUGACUGUUAAACAAAUUCUCCUUGUCAGCUCCUUUGGAAUGUACAGAGAACAGUAUGGAGAAGAUGCAUACUGAUGCAAGGGUGUAAAGGGUUGGUAUCACAACUGUUCAAAGUGUUUAUUUACAUGCAACUGUACUAUUUACACAUCUCUUUUCAGCAUACAUUUCAGCCUGUCUGGACGGAAUGGGGCCAGUACAGUACUGAUAUGUUUACAGAGAGAGCCAUAGACAUCAUUAAAAAGCAUGACCCUUCCAAGCCAUUGUUUUUGUAUCUUCCUUACCAAGCUGUCCACAGUGCAAAUUACAUUCAGCCAAUUCAGGCCCCUCCAGAUGAAAUCAAGAAGUUCUCCCACAUCAAAGAUGAAAACAGAAGAAUCUUUGCAGCAGUGGUUUCAGUCCUUGAUCAGAGAGUAGGACAGGUACACACAACGCUUGUUUUAUUUAUACUGUCUUGUUUUUUAAGUUGCUUUGAAUUUUUAUAUUUCUUUUUGUUUGAUUAAGUGUAGGUUUUAGGUGCUUUUAAUGCUUUGAAACUUGCAAUUAAAUUGGCUUUGGGCGAAAGAGUUAGUGAUCUAUAGUAGGUCUCUAAUGAGUUUAAUAAAAAUCUCUAUUGCAGCUUGUUGAUGCACUCAAAGGGAGUGGUUUGUACAACAAUUCAGUGAUCGUCUUCUCGACAGACAAUGGUGGUCCUGCAAAUGGUUACGAUAUGAACAUGGCUUGUAAUUUUCCCCUGAGGGGCGUAAAAUGGACGUUGUGGGAAGGUGAGUCGAAGCAUCCUUCAACCCUUUACACCCUAACAUAAGUAUGAAUAUUCUCCAUACAGUCUUCUUUGUAUUCCUUGGGGUAUUGAAAAGGAGAAUUUGUUCAACAAUCCAGAGCUGCUCUAGCGGGUGAUCAUUUCCUUGAUUUUCGCGACCUUAAAGUUUGAUUCAGGGAUGAUGUUGAAAGGAAAAUUUGAUGCAAGUCACCCUACGGGGUUUGAAGAGUUACUCGUUUGUGGUACAUGCAUAUCGUUGAAGUGGUAUGCAUUUUUGUAGUUUGUGUGUAAAUUGAUUGUAAGUCGUCAAUUGUCUCAAUAGGAGGCGUUCGUGGCGCGGGAUUCGUACACAGUCCUUUACUGGCCCAGAAAGGCCGAGUAAGCAUGGAUUUGAUGCACGUGACUGACUGGCUUCCCACACUGUACAGUGUAGCAGGAGGUGACAUUCAUAAACUUCGUAAUGUGGAUGGCUAUGAUAUGUGGGACACGCUUUCUCAAGCUUCUCUAUGUCCCCGCGAAGAGAUUCUUCUCAACAUAGACCCUGUCAGAGGUGACUCGGCUUUACGGUACAGGCAGUGGAAGCUUCUUGUUAAUAUAAGUAAGUAUUAUUGUACGGUAUGAUGUCAAACCGAUUUUUCUUUGUAACAACUCUCUGUUUAUGCGAACUGAGUGAAAUAAGACUAAAUUUGAAGAGUUUGAGCUAGCAGUUGUCUGUGGAUGUCACUGAGUCAGCGACGUCGAUAGAAAAAGUGUGAUUUAGUAUAAUCAACUGAGUUGAUAACGUAAAUUGGCCACCGUAAAGAGUUUCAAAGCUGACGUUUCGAGCGUUAGCCCUUCGUCAGAAUGAAUGAAAAGUGGGUGAGCGAAAAACAGCGCAGGUAUGGGAAAAGCAGGGGAAAAGACUCUUCGUUUCUUUCCUUAUAAUACACGCUCCGUUUUACGCCUGCCAAUUUUUCGAUCUUCUUCACUGAUGCACGGUGUUGGAAUUAAACAGUUUGCCUGACAAUAUGACUAAAUUAAAAAAUGCAACUCAUCUCUUUUAGUUGUAAUACACGACUAUACAUUUUUAAAUUAAAAUCAAUCUGAACAUUUAACUGUGGCUUAAAUAUAUGGCGCUUACUCCUGUACAUAUCACUAGCACUACUCUGACAUGUUAUCACCUUAUGACGUUGUUUCUCUCCCCCACCCCCAGGUUCAGGCUGGAGCGGAUGGUAUGCUCCCCCCGGAAUUGAAUACUCCAACCAUUCUACUCGAGCUGCGCAUGCGUCGUUGAAGAAUGCCGUCGUUACUUGUGGUGAGCCGCCAAGUUCCCCUCCUGAGUGUACCCCCGAGUUGGGUCCAUGCUUGUUUGAUGUUCUAGCUGACCCGUGUGAGUAUGUGAACCAGGCUAAAAACCACCCGGAUGUUGUAGACGGCAUGUUGCAUUGGCUUAAAGAGUACAGAGAAACGAUGGUACCGACGAGGAACAAGCACUUUGAUCCUAGGGCUAAUCCAAACAACUUCGGUGGAGUUUGGUCUCCUUGGAUGGACUGAGAACUUGCUUCGAGAUUAGACCCUUUUAAGAGAAAAUGAGGAAACAGAGAAACUCCUGGUCUAAGCAGGGCGUGAAAUUGCGCCUAAUACAGGCGCCAAUGCGACUAAAUUUUUUACUUUGGCGACCAAAUCCUGAAAAUUAGUCGCCAAAUUGGCGACUAGAAUGUUUCAUCACAACCUUACUUAGAAUUUUAUAGUAAAUUAAAAAGAUUUGCAAAGAUAAAUCCGCGGCAAACUUCCUCAUUAAGUUUGUUUCCAAAACGCAGCACAUGCAUCUCAAUCGAUAACUAAAUUUAGGAUGGAUUUAGGUGAGCUUGAACGUUGCAUAUCAUCCAUUCUAUUGUCCACUUUGUAGCACGUUAAAGAUCUUUUCCCUAACUUAAUUUCUAGAACGAUGACAGCGAAAAAAAAAGGGUUUGUUUGUCUUUGAAAAUGGCGACCAACUUUUUUGAAUUGGCUACCACUUUGAAUAAUUUAGGAGCCAAGUGGCUAUCAGAAAAAAAAAUCAAUUUCACGCCCUGCUAAGCCCUUGGAUAUAACUGCUAUUCUCAUAAACGAAAGUAUGUUUUCCCAGACGCCCGUACAGAUUAUCUUUUCGGUGUUUUCCUUUCCUGAUCGGCCGCCAUGAUUACUUUGGUUUUGGUUUUGCAAAAAUCAAUCGAAAGCGCUCUAGCAUUCAUUUAAUCACAAUCUAAAAGGGUCAGCUUUUAAGCUGGAGUAUGAUCGACUUCUUCAUCUUGGAGUGCUCUGGAACAACCAGUAACUCUUUUUGUGACUCGAGUGACCAGACUCGUCCCUUUUUUUUAAAAGUAACAUAAUUGUUUUCCGAGUGGAAGAUCUAAUGUAUGGUUGAAAAGGAAAUUCCACGUCUCAAUACGCAUUUCGAAAUUUAAGGAGACCGUAAUUGUUUUGGACUUUAAAAAAUUAUGUUCAAUAUUUUAGUCUGUGCAAUUCAAGAGUUUUAUCCAUAUACUGAAUGUUGAAACUGUGUGAUGGUAAGAAAGAUACAAGCAACUAAAUAUGUUAGUAGAUAGAUCAGCGCUGUACGCGUUGUAGAAUUAUAUCCUGAGACAAGGUUAGUGUUGCCUCGAAAUUUGUUGUAAAAUAAUGAAAUAAACUUGCACGUAAUGCGCUGCAAUUUCGUCUCAAGACUAAGCUUACUAUCGUUAAGGAGUAGUCUAACCUUAAAGAAGGACAGUUUGUCUAAUAAUAAAAAAUUUGUUGAAUUUGUGAUCAUUUCCAAUUCUCACAACUCUCCAAGGUGGAAAUGAAGGAAACCAUGUUAUUUUAAAUGAAGCUAGGCGCUUUGGGAAGAACGUCUCAAACCACGAAUUCGGGGUCUGGCAAGAACUUUGGUGGUAUGGAGCUAAAGAUGGAUGUCUGACAUUGUGGGUUGUUGUGGUUCGAUAUCGUUUGUUGAGUGCUGAGCGGAAAUCUUGCCUCAGAAGCUAAUUAUCGCAGGGUUUUUAAAAAGGAAAAAGACUAUGCCUCAAAAGGUGCCGUAUCUUUCAGUUAGUACUCACUCCGAUAGGAAUUUUAGAUGAAAUUGUGAUGAUUUGUUGUUGCGUUAGCUGGCGGUCGAUGUACUUAACCUACGCUUACCCAGCUGUCACGCAACGCUUGAAUCAACAAAGUCACCUGGUUAGAAUAACCAUUUGAGAGAAUAAACCUGUUUAGGCCGAAAAGUGAACUUACCAACUGAGUAGCCGCUCUUUCGGUAAUAAAUGAGAUAAUCGAAGGAGUGUAAUGGUAGAGUAACAGAGUACAUAAAAACGAAUUCUUAGUUCGUCUUGCUCACCGCGCACGCGAUAUAGAAAUAGAAGUCUGGGUACUGAAUCAGGACAAUCAUGUGAUGGUCAUUUGAAGAGACAGUGAAAGAUUUCAAAUUUAUCUUGUGGUCCAACAUUGACGAAGACAGACUACUGUGGAUUGAGGUAGGGUCAUGGAAAUUGUUUACUUCGGACGAAAUUGAGUUUAUUUCAUAAACAAAUAUAUGCAUGAGGAAACUUUUGAGUAUUUUGGACUUAUUGUUUCGAUGAUAGCGCUCAGGUGUCAAAAUUACUUUUGUUAAUUUUAUAAGAUCACACCGGAGUCUUUGAUGCUCAAUGAAAAGCUGAUUUUUCAACGACUUUGAAACAUAUUUGUUCUUUUUGGAACUAAGCAGCCAUGAUCUAGGGAUUACCUGGCCGCAAUUUACGAACAACUGAAUUCUGCGUGCAGAAAUUGUGCAAAACAUCUCAGGUCGUCUCUGGCAGUUCAUAUGGGUUACUGGGGUUCUGCUAAAAAAUUUUUUAGCCAUGCCUUCUCUCCUGCAUGGUUACUUAAUUGAUGCUGUCUUUUAAGUCUGUUGAUUUUUAUUUUUGUCCUAAUAAUUAGAUUUCAGGAUGCAGAUUUUGUGGUUUCUAUCAGAACUGGUUCUUCUGUCAUCAGUAACGUUGGCUAUUAAACAGAAUUCUAAACCCAACAUCAUAUUCAUUUUAGCAGAUGAUCUGGUGAGUAUCGUGGAUUAGUUAUGUAAGUUUCCUGAUUGUAAGAAAGAUAGCGUGCCCAAUUCUCAUACAGUUGUUUUGAAACCUAGCAUUGGGUUCAUUUGUGCAUGUUUUGUUUUGGGGUAAGACAUUUCACUCUUACAGUACCGUUUUGGGCUGAAAUUGUUAACCCCUUGGUCCCCAAGAGAGAUAUCAAGUUUCAAGGGACUCUCAAGUUUUUCUUUAACCAUUGCUCAAUGUUCUAUUGCUCUUUUAGGGAUGGGAUGAUGUGAGCUUUCAUGGCUCAGAGCAGAUUCCAACUCCAAACCUGGAUGGACUGGCUAAUAGUGGGGUAAUUCUCAACAAUUAUUAUGUGCAGUGUCUUUGUACACCAACAAGAAGUGCUAUAAUGACAGGCCGAUAUCCCAUCCAUACAGGUGAGUGUUAGACGAUGUUUGUUAGUCCCCUUUUUUUUUUCCAAAGAAAAAGGUAGUAUCUCUGUCAUUACUUAUAUCACUCCUGUGGUAUUGCUUGGUUUCUGUGUUGUUUGUUUGUUAUUUUCCUGAGUUCCAUUUUGUCCAUUUUGAAAGGUUAUGCAUCCUUUUCAGGUAAAUAUGUUGUGUGCUAUGUCUUUUAUUUUAGGGGAAGAUUAUUGUCAGAUUUUCAGUGUGGUUGACUGAAAUGUAGGACCAUGUUGACUGUUCUCAAACACUGCAUUAGCUUUCAUCACUGUAUGGCUAACAAUGCCCCUGGGCAAGAUGAAGCAAAUCUUGUGUUCUGAUUGGCCACCUGAACCCAUCUUUGCUGUUUGGGAUUACUUGCAUUGAUCCCACACAAGAGAAAAAAUAUUGUGUGAAGCAGGUUGCUUCAACACCUGACAUUUUGCACAAUAUCAGGAGUUAAAUUGUAAAAAGCAGCGGAAGACAGUAGUAACAAGGAAGACACAUUAAAGAAGUUUCAUGACUUAAUUUGGUACAAAACCGACUCUCUUUGCCAGAACUAAAAAAAAGCAAGUCAUUUGUGAUUCUUAUUGAACCAAAAUCUUUUUGUUAUUAUAUGAUAAAUCAUUUAUACAUCCAUUAAUUAAAGCUUCAACAUUCUCCUCCUCAGGCAACCCCCCCCCCUCAGGUAUUUGAACUGUUGAAGAUUGGUUUGUUCAAAUUCCACCCCCCCUCCCCUUGAGGCAAAAAUUAUGUGCAAAUGUCCCACCUAUUUUUUGUGUAAAAGGCAUAAUCAGAAACAGUAACUUUCUUCAUGUUGACCAAGCUAUAAAACCAAGACCUUGUGGACCUUUUUUUCUGAGUCAUUCCUUAGCUGAAGUGAAAUAUGUACCUUAAACACCUCCUUAGUUAAGGAUAUAAUACUUGUAGUCUCCUGGAAAGACUCAACUUUUAAUUUGGGUUCAAAUUCCCUACCCCCCCUGGUAUGGACAACAGUGAUAUGCUCACGGGUUGAAAGUGGAGGGAGACAUUGAAGCUUGAAAUUGAUCAGAACAUUUUAUUGACAAAGCUUGUUCAUUAAAGAUGGCUGAAUAUGAAAAGCGCACAAAAAGAACUUGGCUAAUAUUGAACCAUGUUGGCCUCAGGCUUGGUCAACAAGGCAUAUAUAUGGUACACUGAAAGACAACAUAGUCAUCUAGAAAGUACAUUUCAUUAUUAAUGCACUCAAACUCAAAAAACUUUUCUUGUUUUCCUGAUUAUCACUAAGGAAUGCAGCAUGCUGUUAUAUUAGCUAGUCAGCCCUUUGGCCUUGGUUUGAAUGAGACUCUUUUGCCACAGUACCUUAAAGAACUUGGAUAUGCUACACAUGCUGUUGGAAAGGUAGUGGUUAAACCAUAACAAUUGAAAAAUUAUGCCUAAUAACUUUACUGUCAGUAGCUCUUCCAAGGUUUACUUUAUUGGCAGCCAAAACCACUCUGUGGGAAAAAAUGGGAAUGUAUACUGCCAUCUACUGUGGUGCUGCUAACUUUAGGGGAAUACAGGGCUCGAACUUAACUUUUUUGUCUACUAGCAAAGUUUUGCUAGUAAGAUUUUUUUUACAAGCAAAAGAAGGAACCUUACUAGCAAAUGUUUGCUAGAGGAUAUUUUUUUAGACUAAACUUCUUUUUCAAGGGGAAUAGCCCUAAUAGUAUGUCGUAAGUUUUGGGGAGAGGGUAAUAAAAAAAAGGGUAAAAAAUAUGCCCCUGUCAUAUGUUUCCUCCUUCCCAUGGCUUUGCAUGCCUCUCAAAUUGCAAUGCAAGCUGUAUAAAUUAAUGUGUAUGCCUUGUUUUCAUGCAUUUUUUUCCAGUGGCAUCUUGGUUUCUUCAAAACAGACUACACUCCCACAAGGAGAGGAUUUGACACUUUCUUUGGUUAUUACAGUGCAAAGGAAGAUUAUUGGGACCAUUCAAAUGAUGAAAUGUAUGGAUGGGGAUUAGAUCUUCACAACGAUACAGAGGUAAAUCUGUUUAUCAAGAACUAAGUUAUUUUAAUCCUUAUUAUAUUUAACCCUUUGACCCAUAAGAGUGACUAGCAUCUAAUUUCUCCCUACAAUAUUCCUCUCGAAACAAACAUCAAGGUCAAAAGAAUAAAGAAAAUGAUCACCAACUUAACAAUUUUACUCUUGACUGUUAAACAAGUUCUCCUUGUCAGCUCCUCAAGGAUGUACAGAGAACAGUAAGGAGAAGAUGCAUUCUGAUGUAAGGGUGUAAAGGGUUGGUAUCACAACUGUUCAAAGUGUUUAUUUACAUGCACCUGUACUAUUUACAUGUCUCUUUUCAGCAUACAUUUCAGCCUGUCUGGACAGAAUGGGGCCAGUACAGUACUGAUAUGUUUACAGAGAGAGCCAUAGACAUCAUUAAAAAGCAUGACCCCUCCAAGCCAUUGUUUUUGUAUCUUCCUUACCAAGCUGUCCACAGUGCAAAUUACAUUCAGCCAAUCCAGGCUCCUCCAGAUGAAAUCAAGAAGUUCUCUCACAUCAAAGACGAAAACAGAAGAAUCUUUGCAGCAGUGGUUUCAGUCCUUGAUCAGAGAGUAGGACAGGUACACUCACCACACUUGUUUUACUUAUACUGUCAUGUUUUUGAAUUUGUUUUAAAUGUUCAUAUUUCUCUCUGUUUGAUUAAGUGUAUGUUUUUGGUGCUUUUAUUACUUUGAAACUUGCAUUCAAACUGGCUUUGGGCAAAAGAGUUGGUGAUUUAUUGCAGGUCUCUAAAUAAAAAUAAAAGUGAGUUAAAUAAAAAUCUCUAUUCCAGCUUGUUGAUGCACUCAAAGGGAGUGGUUUGUACGACAACUCAAUAAUCGUCUUCUCGACAGACAAUGGUGGUCCUGCUAAUGGUCUCAAUAUGAACAUGGCUUGUAAUUUUCCUCUGAGGGGUGUAAAAUUUACGUUGUGGGAAGGUGAGUCGAAUCAUCCUUCGACCCUUUACACCCUUAUAUGAAUAGGUGCUGACAAGGAGAAUUUGGUGAACAAUACAGAACUUCUUUAGUAGGUGAUCAUUUCCUUUAUUCUCGCGACCAUAAUGUUUGAUAAUGUGUGAUGUUAAUAGAUUAAGAAAAAUGGUAAGUUUUGAGUUCAUUAAAGAAAUAGAGAAACAUGUUUUCCGUCUUGUCACGAGUGUGGGAGAAAGAAAAAAUUCUGAGUCCUCAUGAGGAAUCGAAUCUCAGACCUCCGGAUUCUGCGCUCUGAUGCUCUACCACUGAGCUACAGAGACUCUAUGGUGAGCUAGACCCAUUAUGAAGUUCAUACGUCCUGCAUACUGUUAGGAUCAGUAAUGUUUUUUUUCUUUUGUCCCAUGCUCGUGACAAGACAAAAAAUACCUUUCUCUAUUUCUUUACCGAGUUCAAACGUACCAACUUUCUUACUCUAUACACAAACAUGACACUACAGACAUCGCUGAUCCUAGAAGUAUGCAGGACGCGUGUUAUACAUGAACUUCGUAAAUUUGGGCCUCGCUCACCAUAGAGUCUCUGUGGCCCAGUGGUAGAGCUUCUGUGCGCGGAAUUCGAAGGUUUGAGGUUCGAUUCCUCAUGGGAACUCUCAAUUUUUCUUUGUCCCACAUUCAUGACAAGGUGAAAAACAUCUUUCCCCAAUGCGUAAUGUUGUAAGGAGUAAGUAGAUGCAAGUCACCCUUAGUGGUUAAAGAUUUACUCGUCUAUAGUACGUGUAUGCCGAUGAAGUGGUAUGCGUUUUUGUGGUUAGUGUGUAAGUUGAUUGAAAAUCGUCAAAUGUCUUAACAGGAGGUGUUCGUGGCGCGGGAUUCGUACACAGUCCUUUACUGGCCCAGAAAGGCCGAGUAAGCAUGGAUUUGAUGCAUGCGACUGACUGGCUUCCCACACUGUACAGUGUAGCAGGAGGUGACAUUCACAAACUUCGUAAUGUGGAUGGCUAUGAUAUGUGGGACACGCUUUCACAUGCUUCUCUAUGUCCCCGCGAAGAGAUUCUUCUCAACAUAGACCCUGUCGGAGGUGACUCGGCUUUACGGUACAGGCAGUGGAAGCUUCUCGUUAAUAUAAGUAAGUAUUAUUGUAACGUCGAUUUUUCUCGGUAACAACUCCCUUUGUAUCUCAACUGAGUGGAAUAAGAUUAAAUUGGAAGAGUUUGAGCUGGCAGUUGUCUGCGGUAGAUGUCACUGGGUCAGUGACGGCGAUAGAAAAAGUGUGAAUUAGUAUUAUCAACUGAGUUGAUAACGUAAAUUGGCCACCGUAAAGAGUUUCAAAGCUGACGUUUCGAGCGUUAGCCCUUCGUCUGAGUGAAUUAAAAGUGGGCAAGCAAAAAGCAGCGCUGGUAUGGAAAAGCAGAGAGCGGAAAGAUUCUUGGCACCUUUCCUUCUAAUACACGCUCCGUUUUUCGCCUGCCUAUUUUUCGAUCUUCUUCACUAAUGCAUGGUGUUGGAAUUAAACAGUUUGCCUGACGGUUUUAUUUACUUCAAAAAUGUAACUUAUCUCUUUUGGUUGUAAUACACGACCAUACAAUUUUAAAUUAAAAUCAAUCUGAACAUUUAACUGUGGCUCAAAUAUAUGGCGCUUACCCCUGUACAUAUCACUAGCACUACUCUGACAUGUUAUCACCUUAUUACGUUGUUUCUCUCCCCCAUCCCCAGGUACAGACUGGAGCGGAUGGUAUGCUCCCCCCGGAAUUGAAUACUCCAACCAUUCUACUCGAGCUGCGCAUGCGUCGUUGAAGAAUGCUGUCGUUACUUGUGGUGAACCGCCAAGUUCCCCUCCUGAGUGUACCUCCGAGUUGGGUCCAUGCUUGUUUGAUGUUCUAGCUGACCCUUGUGAGUAUGUGAACCAGGCUAAAAACCACCCGGAUGUUGUAGACGGCAUGUUGCUUUGGCUUAAAGAGUACAGAGAAACGAUGGUGCCGCCAAGGAACAAGCCUUUUGACCCUAAUGCUAAUCCUAACAACUUCGGUGGAGUUUGGUCUCCUUGGAUGGAUUGAGAACUUGCUUUGUGAGUUAAACCCUUUUAAGAGAAAAUGAGGGAACAAAUGGACUCCUGGUCCAAGCCCUUGGAUAUAACUGUUAUUCUCGUAAACGAAAGUAUGUUCUCCCAGACAUCCGUACGGAUUAUCUUUUCGGUGUUUUCCUUCCUUUUGAUUGGCCGCCAUGAUUACUUUGGUUUUGGCGACAAUCAAUCGAAAGCGCUCUUGCAUUCAUUCAAUCACAAUUUAAAAGUGUCAGUUUUACGUCACAAAACUAAACUUACACAGCGUACUUUUAACCUUUCUUAGAUUACGAUCGACUUCUCCAUCUUGGAGUGCUCUGGAACAACCAGUAACUCUUUUUGUGACUCAAAUGACCAGACUCGUUUUUUUUUAAAUUAACAUAAUUGUUUUCCGAGUGAAAGAUCUAAUGUUUGGAAGAAAAGGAAAUCCCACAUCUUAAUACGCAUAUUGAAAUUUUAGGAGACCGUAAUUGUUUCGGACUUUAAAAAAAGUAAGGUCAAUUUGUUAGUCUGUGGAAUUUAGGAAUUUUGAUGUAUUUCCAUAUACUGAAUGUUGAAAAUGUAAUAAUUAGAUAGCUACAAGCAACGAAAUAUGUUUAACAAAUAGAUUCCAAGUUGCCGUACGUCUGUUCAGUAAUAGAUCACAGAGGACGUCAAAAUGUGGUAAGAACAAAAAAGUGGCGCAGCCGAGUGUGUCACUGACGUCCUCUGUGAUCUAUUACUGAACAGACGCACGGCAACUUGGAAUCUAUUUGUUUUAUAUAAUAAAAAAAUUAAAAUAUACGGGAAAAAAAAAGUUUUAAUGAUGACGUCAUCAAUACGUCUGUCCUCCAAUAGAUCAUAAGUGAGAACCAAUCAGAAUGCGUACAUAACUGAGCUCAUUACAUAAAAGUAAAUAGAUCAGUGCUGUACGCAUCAUAUAAUUAGAUACUGAGACAAGGUUAGAGUUACCUUGAAAUUUGUCGUAAAAUAAUGGAAUAAACUGGCACCUAAUGAGCAACAAUUUCGUCUCGACACUAAGCUGACUAUUGUUAAGGAGUAGUUUAACUCUUUACACCCUAACGUCAGUCUGUAUGUUCUUGAUAUUGUUCUCUAUACCUUUCCCAUGGUACCUUGAAGAAUAAUUUUUCUUAUAAUCAAGAGCUUGUUGGCUUUGUGAUCAUUUCCUUUAUUCUUACAACUGUAAUAUCUGAUCCAAGGGUGGUACUGUAGAGAGAAAUUAGAUGCUUAUCAUUCUCAGAGUUUAAGAGGUUAACAGAGAAACUGGGCGGUUUAUUAAAGGGUCAGACAACAAUUUCUCAAACCACGUGAUUUUGAGGUCUGGUAGUGUGUGGCCAAAUGUGUAUGUUGAGGUCUGAUAUGAGGCGGAAAGAGAUGGGGGGGGGGGCUUACUUACGGGUGGUAGGUGUCGUUCCAACUGCUCUGGUGGAAGAGGAAACUAUGUUAUUUUUCAGCCUGGGGGAUACAAGAAUAGUGGUAUGAACUUUACGAAGCUUAGGAUCGAUGUCUGAUAUUGUGGGUUGCUGUGGUUUGAUAUCGUUUUUAAGGUCUGGUGAGGAGGCUAUGUUUCCUAUGAGUGACGUUCCAACUGCCAAACAGUAGGUUAAACGGGCAAUCAUCACAUUUUAAUUUCAGCCUUGUGGAAGCGCUAGUUCAAAGCAGCCAUGAUUACGAUCAGCAGAGCAUCUUGCAACUUCGCCGCUGAAACCCUUCUGAAGCGUGGAAAAAAGCCGCAAGGUAACCAGCUACAGCUUCAUCCUCCCUCUGACACACAAGAAGUGCGUGAGAGCGAGACGGUCACGAAAGAAGUAACUUGUCGCCCCAUGUAAGGUAAUCCGGUUUCCGGAAUCCAGGAAAUUUUUGCUCGUGGAAUCCGGAAUACUGGGCAUUGGAAUCCAGAAUCCCGCUAAAAUCGUCAAAUCGUAUUAACUGCUUUCAUGCGCAUCCAUGCAACCACGGUCAUGCUAAAACGCAGACUGCAGACCAUGUAGAGCGCGCUUUGUUCGGUGGAGAAUUCCGACUGUUACAGCUUGCGAGACACGGACAAAUUCAUUCAUGACCUAUCACCAAAUCGACUUCGACUUCCUUAUUUCCCAGUAGAGUUCGAUUUAGCUCGCAUCUCUUCCUUUACUCUUAAGUUCUUUAGGCUGUUAUGUGAAGAUUCCAUACCUCUAAAUCAGCGUCACAUACAAAUUACAUGCCGUGUAAGGCCAUGAACUCGAGAAACUUGAGCCUGCGAUUUUUGUUUUGCUAACAAGAGCUCGAAAUAACAUCAUAAAAUUUCAUCAUGUGGUGUCCAAAGUGCAGAGUGCAGUUCACUGAAGUGGUCAAUGGUAUGCAAAUUUGGAGGGACAAAAGAAAUUGUUUACAUAAACGAAGCGUUCAAAUCCCAUAGGAUUUUCUUAGAACACCAACAUGACGACGGACCGCACGUUUCCAAUUACGAUAAACUUUAAACAAAGAUAUAUAUGUGGAUACCUAUGGGAGCCGGGAGAGGUAUAUUUCUAAGUAGAUUUUUUACCAUUUAAACGUAAACUGCUUUCUUUGAUAUUUGGCAUUCGGAAUAACGAAUUUGGAUAAAAUUUCCGCACAGCCCCAUACUAUUGUAAAACAAAUCUGUUUUCCCAAUGGCAAUGUAUUGUUUUAGUCAUUGUUUUCUCUAUUCAAGAACUGAAUGCAUAAUGAAGUAUGGGGCUGUGCGGAAAUUUUACCCGAAUUUGAAGAUUUCAUUACGCAUCAUAUCUCAGUGCAAAUAAAGUAAGAUAUUACCAGAAUUUAGGGUCAAACAACAUUUUGUAGAGAAGAAAAUAGCGGCGGGCCCCUUUAUAAAAUCAUUGCCCUGGAGAAUUCAUAGCCGACGCAAUGUGAGUUGACUUGGUUAACCUUUUAAAGAAAAAGGAAGUACUGAGAAAGGAGAAUCUUUUUCUUAGAAAAUUACCGUGUAAAUACAGAUCUUUCGCGAUUUUGCAAAGGUUUUAGUAUAGUUGAGUUAGUUGAACACCGUUUUAUCCGCAAUCUCAUAAUGUCGAACAUCGUCGCCAAUUACAUAUAGGAAAACAAGCUUUUCUUAGUACAGGCUGCAAUUUAUUUGCGACAUACACGGGGCGUUAUAAAAAGUGUAUUUCAGUUUUAGUUUUUCCUCAAUUUGGUCUUUGUUUACGUUAAAAAACCAAUUUGAGAUGGAUUCCGGAACCUGCAGGGGUAGAAUCCAGCACCUGAAUCUUAUAUUGUCCUGAAUUACCUUACACAGGGCGAAACCUGGAAUGGCCAAUGGAGCAUGGGAAUUAAGUCCAACUCCUCCCCAAGACUACGCAGUGGUUCGUUGCAACUUGAGAUCAAUCUUUUCCCCAAUCUCGUGCCUGUAACGAGUCGAGUCUGUGUUGACCGAAAAAUCCUGCCAAAAGUCGGCCGAAGGCUAGGUAGAGUGGCGUAUACAUUAUAGGAGGUAUUAAAUAAUUUUUAGGAUUAUAAUCUUUAGCCAAGGAAAGAAGCACAUGCACACAUAUGCGUUAUGCAAUCCAUAUUAUGUCUGCCUCAAAGUAAUUGCUUAAUUAUAUUGACGAAAAUCGUGUCUGUGCGAGUCUGCGUACCUCUAUUGAAUUUGCCCUUCAUGCAUAACAUAAUUAACUAUUACUUCUUGUGUCACCCCUAAAGUGGCCCUAUUUUGCUUGAUACAUAUUAUGAAAGAUUUUUUCAACAACGAACGAAAUCUCCUCGUACCUCGAUCGGCUGAUGUCUGGGCAAAAUUGUAAAUAGUUCAUGAUUAACUCAAUUUAUUUUAGCCAAAUUUAAACAUCCUUUACAUUCAGCUGUCUUAAAUCGUGAAGUAUGCUGGAUAAUGAGGGGAAAGGAUGGCUGAUGAAUUAAACUUAGUGGUUCUGAUAAAUCCAAUGGUAAUCUAUGAAGGGAAAUUUCAUUUUCGAUCCAAAACCCUUGAGGAAGGGAGUCAUGCCCCACGCUCGUGACAAGACGAAAAAACAUCUUUCUCUAAGCUUACAAUUUAUUCUUCACAGAAGCCAGCAAAAGCUUGACCCAAAAGGCAAUUUUUUUAAGUUGCUGUCAAGAAAAUCAACAUUUUGGAUUUUGUGACAUGAAAAUUUGACACAAAAGUCGAGGGUUGGUAUACUCAGUGGAGUACAGAAACAUUACUAUUGAUCCCUUGAAUUUACCCAUUAGAACCUCAUGUGGACCUCUUGGAAAAAAGCAAAACAUGGUAUGAUUACAAAAUUGCCACAUUAGUUUAUGCCUGUCUGUAGCUGAAUAUCCAGACCACAAUGAUGAUUGCUUUCAUUCAAAAAUAAAUUGUACGUGUGUUGGAAGGGUCAUGCAGAAAUAGUUCGUACUCCAGUUUGUUUGGAAAGUUCUUCUAGGAUGCUGCUUUUCUGUAGUUCUGCUCCCAACUGUCCAAAGGAUUGGAUGACACUUCCCAGUGUGUUUAAUUAAUUGCCAUCUGCUGGAAAGAGUUAUUUGUGUUAUAUACGUGUAAUUGAUAGCAAUUUAUCUGGUGGAUCAAGUUAUCCACCCUUCAGACAACCAAGGCCUAAAAUUUUUUUUCCUCAUUAACAGAAGGUCAACAUGCAGUUGAUAUCAUUGAAUAUUGCAGUCUUUGUGUCAUUGUUGCUCUAUGGCCUGCCGCUGUCAAGUGCAACCAAGCAAAGCUCAAAGCCACACAUCAUAUUUAUUGUCGCUGAUGAUUUGGUGAGUCAUAUGUGAGGAAAUUACCAUGAUAUCUCCACAUCUGAGUGCAAGAUAUUUAAUCCGAAUUGAAAAAGCAACAUUCAUUUUGGAUGUCUUUGAGACUAUACGGUCCAAUGCCUAAUGGACAAUUAAUAUGAUAAUUGUAGAAAAAAGAUGAAAACAUGCAAAGAGGAAAUCUGUAUUAAAUAAAUCUAAUUUCUUUUGAAAUUGCAAAUAUGAAGAUACUUGUGGAGCUACAAGGUAAUUUGGUAUUAUUGACUCAGUUGAUAAUAUAAAUUGGCCAUUCUAAAGAGUUUCUAAGCUGACAUUUGGAGCUUCAGCCCUUUGUCAGAGUGAAUGUGGAGUAUUAACUUGUGGAGCAGAUAAGUUCCUCACCUGCCUACCUGGUAGAAGUAUGCAUUUCAUAAAUGUUUUGGUAAAAUUUGGAACUACACAGGGCCAAAUCUAGAGUACAUGUGCACGGAAUUCCAACCCCCCUCCCCCUUCCUCUAAGAUGGCUUGCAGUUUUUUAAAUUGAUAUUUAAUAAUAAUAUUAAGCUGUAUGGUGUUUGCUUUAUAUUUUUAUGUCUUUCCUUGAUUUAAGUCUUCCUCUGUCUUGUGCCCUUUUAAAAAAGUAUUUUAUGUCAUCCACCAGGUAUGUCUCAUUCCUUCCAUGGCACAUCCCUCCUGAGAAAAAUCCUGGAUCCCCACACAUCCCCCUCCCCUCCCACUAGACCAAGUGAAUAUCCUUUAGCUGAUAUAUGUUGAAUUUUCUGCCCUUAUUUUCUGAUUGGUCAAUUAUGAUAAUCAUAAAUUCAAUUACCUAAUUGAAUGAUUCUUUUUAGGGAUGGGAUGAUGUGAGUUUUCAUGGCUCAGAGCAGAUCCCAACACCAAACCUGGAUGGACUAGCCAACAGUGGGAUAAUUCUCAAUAAUUAUUAUGUUCAACACAUAUGUACACCGACAAGAAGUGCUAUAAUGACAGGCCGAUAUCCCAUCCAUACAGGUGACAUAAUGUUAAAAUGACCAAAACUCAUCACCAUGAACACACAGAAUAUUUAUUAUCAAAAUUAUAACAUGCAUAAAUAUACACCAAUUGAUGCGACAUCAUGUAUGCAAUAUAAGAUGUAAACACAUUGUGUGUAUAUUACAAAAGAUAUAACAUGCAGCACUUUAAAGUUAAUCCAAGACAUUGACAAAAAAUAAAGAUCAGCAAAAUGGUGUUAUCAGGUAAUUCAGUAAAGAAAUAGUUAAAUAAUAAUGUUUUGUAAGGUGAAACUUCCUUUUUGCUGUCACAUAUUGGUUGCAAGACAGGUAAAUUUGUCUAGCACUACUGUAUACCACCAAUAAGCUAUGAGUAACUUCUUCCCCACCCCACCCUAUUUGGUAGCUUUAUUGCAUGUUUGAUGCUCAGACUGCAAACUAGGCUGCAAGCUGGUCUUUAUAAUUAGUGUUGCAGAAUGCAAGUUUCUCUGUGUGUAGGAAGAUUGGAGACAAGUUAGGAACAGGUUUGGCAAGGGUUUGGCAUUGAUAUUAUCAAUGUUAGACCCCUCACAGACCUCUGACUCCAGCUGCACUGUUCAAGGCCUCACACUUUCCUAAGGCCAUAAAAAAAGCCCAAAGUGUUAACAUCAAGGGCCUAAUCACAGGCUAAUUGCUAUUACUUACUCUAACUCUAAGUGAUAACCAUGAUCAUUAUGUACAUAUGUUUAGGUAUGCAGCAUUAUGUUAUUGAAGCCGCACAGCCCUAUGGACUUGGUUUGAAUGAGACUCUUUUGCCACAACACUUAAAACAGCUUGGAUAUGCCACACAUGCUGUUGGAAAGGUAAAACACUUGGCUCUUUUAGGGAUAACUGUGUUGAUCAUUUAUACCUAGGUAUGCAGCACAGUGUUAUUCAAUCUUCCCAACCUUAUGGACUUGGGUUGAAUGAGAUUCUUUUGCCACAGUACUUAAAACAGCUUGGAUAUGCCACACAUGCAGUUGGGAAGGUACAAAUUACAAACAGUGAUAAUGACAAAUCUUGCACCUUUCUGCCAGCUGUACAAUUUGUUACUUUUCUCCUUAAUAAUAAUACUGCUAACAGAUGUACAUGUGUAUACCUGGGCCUGGUUUACCAAAGAUCGGACAACGGUAUCCAACAGAUAAACUGCUAUCCAGGGGGUAUGUGUUAACCAGAUAGAGAUUUAUCCAGAAGCUAGCAUUGUCCACCCUGUGAACAACCAGGACAUGAAUGAUAGCUAUACCCCAGAGGUUUCCAUGCCUUUUUUCCACAAGCAGCUUCCAAUGAUGUCAUAAGCAGCUGUGCCUGUAAAGGUACUGUUAGGCAAAACCCAAAUGCAAGAAGCUGCUUGCAAGUGAAACAGAUGACACCUUGAUGCUCACAAGUCAAAUUAAAAGUUAGCAUCUCUGUUAUGAGGCCCUAUUAGGGGGGGGGGGUCUCUAUGUCCCCUGUCUGAAUUCAAACCUUUGCAUGUUACAUUUUCAAAAGGUUUGCUAUCUUGAUCUAAGACCGAGUUCUUGUAACUAAUAUACAAGGAUAUGUGUAGCAGCUACAAGGGAGAUUAACAAUCAGAUCUUGGGAGUUAAAGGCUUAAUCACCGAGUCAUCUACUCUUUUCUUUAUUUCCUUCCUCUUUAUUCAUCAGUUUUCCAUUCAGUUAUCUUCCCUUUUUUUAUCUACUUUUUUUGUCUUCUAGUGGCAUCUUGGUUUCUUCAAAACAGAAUACACUCCUACAAAACGAGGAUUUGAUUCUUUUUUUGGUUACUGGUGUGGAAAGGAAGAUUACUGGGACCAUUCAAACAAAGAAGUAUUCGGUUGGGGAUUGGACCUUCGUGAUAACCUGGAGGUAAAAGUUGAAUUGAUUCAGAGUUAGUAUGGAAUUCCAUUAAAAUAAUUAUGUUCAAUAGAGCGAUUUUCAAUUGAGUGUCAAAAGUAUUCUGGGAUUUCUUUGCUUUUACUUUUCUUCGCGCUGUGAUUGGUCCACAAAACUCCCGCCACUCUCUCAACCAAUCAGAUGCAAAACUAAAACCAAUUAUGACUUAAUCGCCCGCGUUUUCCCGCGCCUUAGGCAGUAUUUUUACUUUGAGCUCUUAUUGGCUCUUCAAGGUAUUUUCCUUCUUCUGAUUGGCCUUUUUUAACUUUGGUGUUGGUUUGGCGACACUCGAUCGUAAAGCGCUCUAUGAGUUUUUUAAGGGACUCGUUACAGACCUUUGUGCUGUCCCCUCUAAGACCGCUCUUUAGUUGAGAUUUCAUCUCAAACCUUCGUUUUUCACCUCCUUUGGUCAUUUCUUCGCCUCUUUGUUGAUUGUUCUGUAUCUUUCUUGUUUACUAUUUGGUCGUGCUUUGUUUGCGUCGUGGUGCGUUUGGUUCUUUGUCUGUUUGCUUGUUCUGCAGUUUUUUCUGUUCGUCAUUUUCUUUGAUUCGGUUCGUUGGUUGUAUUUGGUCGGUCUGUCAGCUCGUCGUUCCGUCGUUCUGUCGGUUCGUCGAUAUGUCUGUCCGUUGAUUCGCUGGUUCAUUAUUAUUCGAUGAGCUGUACUUAUGUUUUCCAAAUCGUUCGCCUAUUCUUAUUUUUUAAUUUCUCUCUCUCUUCCCACCAUUGUUUCAUCCUCGUUAUAAUUUGUUUUUUCUUCUUUUCAAAUAUCAGCCUGCCUUUACUGACUGGGGAAAUUACAGUACCGAUCUCUUCACAGCGAAAGCCAUCGAUGUUAUUCAGAAGCAUGACCCUUCUCAGCCUUUGUUUUUGUAUCUUCCAUACCAAGCUGUUCACAGUGCGAAUUAUAUUCAGCCACUGCAAGCGCCACCAUCUGAAAUCAAGAAAUUUUCCAACAUCGAGGACGUAAACAGGAGAAUUUUUGCUGCAAUGGUGUCAACCCUCGAUCAGGGUGUUGGAAAGGUACUUUUCGAUCGAUUAUCGUAAAUCCAAACCCAUAGUUAUCACAACAGCCAAUCAAAAAAUUGACCUUUGACCGCUGUGAUAUCAGGGUGAGGGAAGAGGGAAACCACCAAAAUGCCUAAAAGUAUGAGUUCAUUUUCACGAACCAUAAAGCACUCUUUUAGUCUCAUUGCGCUCGAUUGCCGUUCAGCAAUCAAGACAAUUUUGAGAGAAGAGUGAAAUAAAGCAACUAUGCAUGCAACUUUAAACUUAAAACUACACUACUUCCGUGAAUUUCUUUAAUCAUUGAUUUUAACCGCUGAAUUCUCUCUAUACGUGUAGGUCAUUAAUGCACUCCAAACCCAGGGAUUGUACAACAAUUCAGUGAUCGUAUUUACAACGGAUAAUGGCGGUCCGGCGGCAGGUUUUGACUUGAAUUCCGCCUGUAACUUUCCUCUCAGAGGAGUCAAGGCAACAUUAUGGGAAGGUAAAGCGUUAUACGAAAUUAUGAUUUUAUUCAUUAGAAAAAGAGUUGUUUUGGGAUGUUCGCGAUUCUAUCUAGUUUUGUCACUGUUUAAGGGUAGUGCUAAUUGUCAGUGCCACCACAGGCGUCACAAGCUCACGUCUUGAGAGAAAGCGAACAAUUUUUUUCAUGAAAGUUCACGAAAGCGUCACGCGUUGUGUGACGCAGUGUUAAGUUAUGAGAGGAAACGUUGAAAAUUUGAACACGAUAUAAGGAAUAGUAUGGGGAAGAUGUGGGUACGUUUUAUUAAUUUUUCGUAUAAAAUGUUCAUAUUUUGAAAUAUUUAUACACCGCGUCACAUAACGCGUGACGCUUUCAUAAACUUUAAUUCAUGAAAAAAAUAGCGUGCAUUCUCUCGAGACGUGAGCUUGGGACGCCUGUGAUGCCACUGCUUGCGUGUUGCCACCAAACCAUGAAAUUACUCAUUUCAUGUUUCGUCCAAUUUUUAAUUAACAACAAGCUAACCUUUUGCUUAUUAGGAGGUGUUCGUGGCGCGGGUUUCGUACACAGUCCUCUGCUGUCCACAAAAGGCCGAGUGAGCAUGGAAAUGAUGCACGUCACUGACUGGCUCCCCACACUGUAUAGUUUAGCGGGAGGUGACAUUCAUGAUUUGGGUGUUGUGGAUGGCUUCGAUAUGUGGGAGACACUUUCCAAUGCAACUGAAUCACCUCGCAAGCAAAUUCUUCACAAUAUAGAUCCUAUGAGUGGAUAUUCAGCCUUGAGGUUUGGCGACUGGAAACUUAUUGUGAAUGCAAGUACGAGAAGUAAGCCUGAAUUUUGAUAUCGAAAUCUACUUCAUUUGUUAAACUAAAAGGUCCAUGUACAAUUUGUGUUUAUUGUUGUUGCUUUUUUUGUGAUGAUGGUUGUUGAAUCGAUAAUACAAGAAAUAUAUGGAUUUUCUUUUUUCUGAAGUGACUCUGUGGGUCAGAAUCUUAAAUUCUCUGAUCUCAUUGGCUAAUCACGUGCUCGAAACUGGUCCAGCUUUUUACAAUACAGUCCACGGUUCGGAAAUUUUCCGCAUCAUUCGCGGAAAAACUAGCUGAAGAAAAAACAAAGACAUUUACCAGUCUAGAUUGGUCCGUAUGGGAAAAAAUUGUGCCCUCUGCCAAAGAUCUCAGGCACAGUUUCUUCUGAUGCGGAUCCCACACACGAUUUAUGACAUAAACUCCUCAUACGUUGCUGUAUACAAUACCGUGGCUUUACGAAUGUCUCUCUCCCCCUUCCCUCAGGUAAAUCGUGGAGUGGAUGGUAUGCUCCCCCCGGACUAGACAACUACAAUCAUGCAAUCCGAGGUGCGACAUUGAAAAACGCUGUCGUCACUUGCGGUAAGCCACCCAGUUCUCCGUCGGAGUGCACAAGGGAGUCGGGCCCUUGUUUGUUUAACGUUGCAGAUGAUCCUUGUGAAUAUGUCGAUCUUGCUAAAAAUGAGUCGGAACUGGUAGAAAGUAUGUUGAAGCGGCUCGAAGGAUUUAAAGAGACUAUGGUCCCACCAAGAAAUCAACCGCUUGACCCUAAAGCAAAUCCUAACAACUUCGGUGGAGUUUGGAGUCCUUGGAUGGAUUGAGGGUUGAUUGAUGUAGAAGAGGAGGAACGUAGGUUUGGGGGAAGUUGGUGAAAAUUCUCUCCACCCCCUUUGUUUCCUUACUGAGAGUGGUUAGGCCACACUGAACUAAAAUUUAUUUUUGUAAUAUUUUCAUCAGUAACCAGCCAAUCAUGUUAUUGCAGGAGUGAUCUGUAAGUGGAUUCCCUUUGAAAUUUUGAUAUACUGUAACUUCAAACGAGUCUUAAUUAAGGAGCAUGAAACUUACCAACUGCAGGGAACAUUGCCUUUUCUCAGAAAUACACGUGUCUGGCCAUUACGUGUAAAAAUCACCUCCAUUGUUUAAGGUUCUAAGGGUUGCAACAAUGAGAACGUCAAACAGAAGGGAUGACGUAAAAUUUUAUUUUUUAAAAAGUAAAAAAAAAGUAUGGAUGAAUAAAACGAGAAUCAUGGGCUGAAAGGUACCGCUCGGAUUUAAAAAAUCUUCUAAACACUUGAGUACUCUGUACAAUACAAUGAAACCUGUAUUAAGCGGACCGCUUUUGUAACUUGUUGUGUCUUUGUUAAUUCUGGAUAAACUAGAAGGGUUUUUUUGCCUUCUAUUAAACGAUAUUUUCGUUAGAAUCUUACUCGAAGUGUCCUACCUCAACCCACCCAUCCAAAAAAAUAACUCCUGCAUGCGUAGCGUGCCUAUGUUUUGAUAUAUCACGAAACGUUCCACCCAUCCCUCCUCCCCCCCCCCCCCCCCCCCAACCUUCCGCCCCCAAAAAUAUGCUUCGUUUCAUGGAAGUGAUGAGUGGCAUCUUACACUGGACGGCUGCAAAGGAGACUACGGUGGGAAUCAAAGUAUCAGUUGUAUAGGAGUUUGAAGAGGGGUGGGAUGAGGGUACAUAUUAUUAAGCAUUUGCGCUCGGUUAUGAUAAUCCAGCUCGUCUGGCAGGCCAUUACAUGCACUGCUGUCAUUUCACGCGGUCUUGUAUCACUCAAAAUCGAAGACGUGCGAUUCGAGCGCUAAAAUAGAUCAGGUAACGUUUGCGUUUAUUAAAUAAAUCCCUCAUGACUCUUAUUCUUCGCUCGCGCUCUUACGGUGAUGAUAUGAUAGUGAAUACAAGGGUUGUAAGCAGACUAAUUGUUGUAUUAAGUGGCUUUACGGACGUUUCUGAGAUCAGCCGGUUGCUCCUCUAAAUGUUUUUUCCUGCGAAAUAUGGCAGCCGGUAGAUGGUGGAAGACUGAAGAGCAGAAGGAAGGUUUAUUUCUAAGUCGAGUAGAGACAAAAGACCGAUUCUGGGACAUUUUUUCAAAAGAAUCAGAAGUUUCCGAUUUUUUAGCGCUUAGUCUGUUGAGAACAAACAUCAUCUCCCUCCCUUCCCAUUACCUUUUUUUAUAAGCCACUCCGUUCUGUACCCCUCCCCCUACUUUACUUCUCUCCCUUCCCCUACAUCGGAGGGUAGCUUGGGUGCCAUAGCGCUAUGUUGUUGUUCCCAGGUUCCACAUUUGGACCACGUUGAGAUCAUGGGAAAGUCACGAGCUGUACCUCCAGACAGUCCAGGCGAGAAAGGUGAGGUAAUUUUGAGUCAUAAGACUUAAGUAAUUGACAUGAUAAACGCUUUUCUAUCUCAGAUUAUCACGCAGAUUUCAAAUCAUUUCAGGUUUAAACAUUAGACAGCUGUACUGGACCUUCGAUUGCUCCAAAAUUCGGUGAGCCUUGCAAUUUGUUAGUGAAGCGUUACACUUACGUAAUAUUUUUCUUGAUGUGUAUGUUAUUGACAGGCCACAUGCUAAACGUUUCCCUGGUAUUGUUCGUCACACUGAAGAGCAGCUUACGAUAACGCAAGAUACAUGUAGUUGAAAUACUUUGAAUUUCAAGGAGAAAUGGAUGGGAAACCAUUGAUGUAUCGAUCACUCACGUGCGACAAUCCCCCUUUGUAAUAUCUUCACCCCCUUGUAGACUCGAGGUUGUUGUUCCACCACCCAGACCAUCAUUUCUAGAUUAGGCUAUUCUUUUUCAUUAUGCAUCCCACUUCUGUAAGAUUUUGAGUUUCCUCACAGCCCCACCAUUCCCAUCUUUUUCCCAUCAGAGUCAUGGCUUAACACAGAUAGCCCAAGCUUCAGCUGUGAGAUGAUCAUCUUGUGAAAUAAGAGUCAUGGCAAAAAGAUAAGAGUUUGUAUGGGAACAUUUACAACCGCUCUUAGGAAAAAAAAAAAUACUGUCAAAUUCUCAAUAAUAUCUCAUACCUUGCCUUACUUCCACAGUGCGUUGCUUGUUGUCUGACUGUUUACUAUGCUGAAAAGAAGACAUUUUAGCAAGUUAUCAAUUUCUAGGGUUACUACUCCUAAGAGAAGGACCUUUUCUUAUAUUUUUGCCAUGACUUGUAUUACCUAAGAUGAUCACCUCAGUUGGAGCUUGGGCUGCCUGUGGACCUAGCUACAGAUAUUAUUUGUAAUAGUGUUGAUUUUCCUCUGACCAUCAGCUUAGCAAGAUGCAGUUGACUUUGCUGAGCAGAGUCUCCUUAGUAUUUGCAUUGCUCAGCUAUUUGCCAUGGUCAUGUGCAGCCAAGGAAAGCUCCAAGCCUCAUAUCAUAUUCAUUGUAGCAGACGACUUGGUAAGACUUGCAAACAUCGACCCCAGUGAUAGAAAAGACCCAGGAAAUUGGCCAUGAGCAGAGGGAGUAGAUGGUAGGGGAGAGGGAAGAUUUGCAUGUAAUGGCUUACUUCCUUGAACCAUUGCUUUCCUGUUCUCAUUUAAUCCCUCUUUAAAAAUCUCCAGACAACCAUGUAACCUUUUAACCCAUUUAGGUUUGAUCAUGCAUAACUCAGGAAUGCAUAUAUACAGAAGUUUAUCUCCAAAUAAGGCUAUGAAUUAUACAUGGUUUGUGGGCUUAAAGGUAACAAUCUUAAAUUUUGAAAAUUAGAUACUGUAAAGAGACAUUUCAUUAUACAUGUAAAUUCAAUUCAUAAGCCCUGUUAAAUUUGUCUUGCCUGUGUGGGAUUGCAAAAUACGUAGCCACCUUAAACUCUAAGCCUCAUGCCUCUUGAUCCACACUGAUUUUCUCAGUGUUGUGAAACAUGUUUUCACGAUGAAAUAGCAGUUUUGUUUGAUUUUUUCUUUUAUUUUGCUUUUAGGGUUGGGAUGAUGUAAGUUUUCAUGGGUCUGACCAAAUUCCUACACCAAACAUCGACAAACUUGCAAAGGAUGGUGUUAUCCUGAACAAUUAUUAUGUACAACCCAUAUGUACUCCCACGCGAAGUGCAAUUAUGACUGGCAAACAUCCAAUCCAUACAGGUUUGUCCACUGCAGUUUCAAUCAGCUUAAGUGUGAGCAAAACAUUUUGAGGUGCAUACAUGCAUGCACUCACACUUUGGUUUCCUUACAUGAAAAGUACUUUCAACAGUACAUUUGAAAAUCUAGCUAAUACUGUAGUUUCAUGUGUCACACUUAAAUCCAAUAUUUAUUUUUUUUGUAGUAAAUUGUAUAAAGUUAGAAGAAAAAGAUAACUUGUUGCAUCUCAUGAUCUGACUUUUAAUUCUCCUCUCUAGCUGAAACUCAUUUGUUGCAAAUUAAUUGUGAGAAUUUGGUCUUAGAUCAAAACAAAAACUUCUAACUUACAAGUUUGAGUAUUCUCAUGACCUGUUUUCUGGAUAAUGAACGGAUAUUUUGGGGAGAAGUGACUUAUUGAUCACUCCUGGCAGUUAAAGGUCUUACCAUCUGUUUGAGGGUUGUGUUCUGAAAGAAUGUCAUUGAAGGCGAUCACUGACAGUUUUUCGACCCUGAGCCUGGCAAUCAGACAACAUGGAUGCCUAAUAAUAUUUUCCAAUAAGUUGAUAAAUUCUACUUUAUGCAUGAGCAAUAGUUGUAAUUUUACAUUAAGAGAAACUAAACUUUUAUUAGGUAUGCAGUCUGGUGUUAUUUUGGCUGCACAACCAUAUGGACUGGGUUUGAAUGAGACUCUCAUUCCACAGUACCUUAAAGAAUUUGGAUAUGCAACUCAUGGAGUUGGCAAGGUGUGGCUGGAAGCAUUUAUUGUUGAUAAUCAUUUUAAUGAAUUGAUUUAUUGUCAUCAGGCCACCACUCUGAUUUUUUACCAUUUUUCAAUUUGAAGUCUAUAGUGUAAGUCUGAUAGGAAUACUUGGGAAACAGGGAUCCUGCCUGAAUAUUUAGCAGGAUCCCGUGCAAGAGGUUCCUAAAUGACAGAAUGCCAUUUGAGAUCCACCUGUACAUACCUGGGAUCAGGAUGGAUGAGAUUCCACCUCCUAUAUUUACUUGGGAUUUUAUUGAGGUUUUUUUUUUCUUUUUGUUCACCCUCAGUGGCAUCUGGGUUUCUUCAAGUCAGAAUACACUCCCACUAAGCGUGGAUUUGAUUCAUUCUUUGGCUAUUGGAGUGGUAAGGAAGAUUACUGGGAUCACUCAUCAGAUGCCCCUGGCCAAGGGUGGGGAUUGGAUUUUCAUAACAACACCAAGGUUAGUGAAUGUGCACAUGAAUAUUUAAUUUUUCUCUCCCAAAUGGAAUUGUUUGGCUGAAAUUUUUUUAAAGGGUGAAUAACAUCAUGCAUUGGAAUUUUUUUUAUUUAACAGGGUCAACAUGUGCAUGCAAAUGUGCUUAUCCCUGGAUCAAUUGUUAUCCAGUUGACCCUAUGGCCCCUAAGAGUGACCAGCAUAUAAUUUCUCCAUACAACAUCACCCCUGAAUCACACAUUUAGGUCAUGAGAAUAAAGGAAAUGAUCACCAGUUUAAAAAGCUCUUGAUUGUUCAACAAACUCUCAUUGUCAGUACCAUAGAAAAAUGUACAGAGAACAGUAUGGAGAAUAUGCAUACUGAUGUUAAGGUGUAAGAAGUUAAUCCAAUUCAGCAAGCAGUGGAGGGAUACAGUAUAAUUUAGCUCAAUUUCAGAAAGAAAUACUUGCAGUGAUAAAAAUGGCUUGUUUAAACCUCAUUACAUAAAUUGAUGAAUUUAAAAGUCCAGUUGGUAAAUUAGAGUUGAUUCACUUUUACCUUACAAAUAUGAAUACUCAGGGCUGGUUACACAUUUAUUGAAUUCAACCUCCAAAGUUAUUUAUUGACCCAGCUCCUCCAUUUUAAACAUUAGUGACUGCAAAUCUUAAAGUGAAAAAAAAAAAGUUUUAAUCUAAUCACAAAUUGCUUGCCAAAGGGAAGAUCUUAGAUUUUUUACCCCUCUGACUAAGCUAGGCAUAAUUCUUUAUUUGUUCACAAACCCAACACUCUGUUAAUUGCUUUCAUAAGGAGGAUUAAGCAAAUUAUGAACCCUUUCACUCCCAAGAUUUCAUUAGAAAUUCUCCUAACUGUAUGUUGUACAAUUUUAAUGAUGUGAGUUUGGAGAAUUUGGUAUUGGAUCAAUUAAUAAUUCCCUAAUUGAUAUUUUUCUUUCUUCUCAUGACUUUUUGGCUUGAUAUUGUGUCAAUAUUAUUAUAAUUAGGAGAAAUCCUAUCUUGGUCACUCAUGGGAGUUAAAGAAUUAAGCAAAUGGCAGGGAUUUCAAGUGUAAUAGGCAGCUGUGCCCUGGUGAAGGGAAGACAGGCUUUAGAUGGCAUUAAGGGGUCUUAUGGGCUGCCCUAGACUGUUAGUAACUGGCUUUUGGUAAAAACUCUGAAAAUAGUAUUGAGAAGAAUGUCUACAUUUAUUCAGAAUGACUUUACCAAAUGGGGCAUGUACAGCACUGAACUGUUCACCACUUUGGCGGUUGACAUCAUCCAGUCACAUAAUCAUUCCAGGCCUUUGUAUCUGUACCUACCCCAUCAAGCAGUACACAGUGCAAAUGGAAUACAGCCCCUUCAAGCCCCUGAGAAACUAAUCAAGAAGUUUAAGCACAUUGAGGAUGAGCGAAGGAGGAUCUAUGCUGCAAUGGUUACUGCCUUGGAUGAUUCUGUUGGAAAGGUAAAAAUAGGGAACUAUCUCAUAGGUAGUCUCCUUGACAGCCAUUGUGCGGUCUUGUCACGCAACUUAUUUGGAGGGAGAGAAAAGGCGUUGCGUGACACGACCAAGAAACGACUACGCAAGAACUUGUCUCCAUUUUGUUCAUGUUAAAAAUUACAGCUAAAUAUUUUCAAGUUUGAUGUUUGCAAUUCUUUUAGUAUACUUUAUCAUUAGGUAAUAAAAGUCUGUUCUCGAGUGGCUCAUCCAGUCGGAGCUUUUUUUGAUUUAUGUAACAUGUGGCGACUACUAGUACUGCUUCUCUCCUAAAAUGGGUGUCAGGUUACCACCCCUUUCUUUCCUUCCCCUUCCCCUACUUCCCUGGCAUUUUGUUUGGCCUCCCAUAUAAACUCCUGGGUGGGAAGAGACACUUUUGAUACUUAAGUGUCUUGCCCAACAACACAGCACUACGACGUCUCGAACUCGGGUCUUUCGAUGCGGACUCCAGGGCGUUAGCGGACAGGCCACUACAGCGCUCACUUUUUCAUCCUGUGCUAUCCAUUCCUUGGUUGUUCCUUCUUAAAUUAUGGCCUCUCAAAGUGUUUUUCUGAUGCUGAAGCUGAUGUUUUUCGCUUCUGUAUUUAGGUAGCAGACGCCUUGGUAGCAAACGGUUUGUACAAUAACUCUGUGAUCGUAUUCACUACAGACAAUGGCGGCCCGGCAAACGGGUUUGACAAGAACAUGGCAUCCAACUUUCCUUUGCGUGGAGUGAAAGCUACUCUGUGGGAAGGUACAUGCGAUUUUUGCGGAUUUUCACACAAUAAAGUCCCAGUUUGAAAUUGACAAAGGCAAAAUUUAUUUUAGAAAAAUUAAAGGCUUUUGAAUCUUAAGCUGAAAUCUGACCGGUUAAUGUCGUUCUUUGAUAUUCUUCGGUGCCCCUUUAACCGCUCAUUGUGACAUGUUUCAUGCAUGAUGAGUGCCCUCACGUUUACAAGUAUAGUCGCGGCUUUUUUUAACGGCCGUAGCUAGCUUGAGAGGUGAAUUGUCUGUUUUUGUAAAGAGGAGUUUGGUGACUGGGAACUGGUUGUUUUGAUAAAAAGUCAUUUUGAUACAAGUCGAUUGGAUACAAACUUAAGUCAAUUCUACUCAUCCUUGGAAUCUUCUUUAGGUGAGUUUUGGUUUAUCAUCCAGAAAUCCAAUUACUCCUUUAUUAAUAUGUAUCAAAGUGACUGAAGUUGUAUCGAGACGACUUUAUACGUGUAUCGAAUCGACUUUGUCAAUAUAUUAAACUGAUUUGUCUCAAAACGACUUUGUAACGAAACGACAGUCACUGUAAACCGAUCUACAACUUCCUCUCUUGAAGACUUACUCAAAUAUUGAUAAACACCCACACACCGUACUGCAGAGUAGGAAACAGGUAUCUGGGAAGUCAAUUCAACAGGGUUUCGUGAAUAUGAUAUGGAUAUUUACAAGGUUGUGUAGAUCUUGAGUGAGUUUAGAAACUCAUUAUUUUUAUUUCAAAAUUCGAGAUCCUAUUAAACGAACUGACUACUGACGGGGAAAGUUUAAAAAAAUGUAAAUUCAACUUGUACUUUCGGAGAAUGUUAAGAUAAGCACCGUGACUUCCUCGGCCUGAAAAAAAUGAGGAGGUUGACAUUUGUUUUUCUUUAUUUUCCACGUAAGACAAUCCCUAUUUAAUUUACUCUUGGAAGAGUGGUUUUGACCGUAAAUUUUAUUCACAGGCGGAGUUCGCGGAGCAGCCUUUGUUCACAGUCCUUUGUUAAAGUCAAGUGGCCGAGUAAGCCUGGACCUGAUGCACGUGUCUGACUGGGUUCCUACCUUAUAUGGUUUGGCGGGAGGAGACACCAGCAAGCUUACUGACCUUGAUGGGGUCGAUAUGUGGGAUACCAUCUCCAAGGGAGAGAGUUCCCCCCGUCAAGAAUUACUGCAUAACAUUCAUCCAAGUGGCGGGGAGGCUGCUAUGCGGUAUGGCCAGUGGAAGAUAGUUGUUAAUGCAAGUAAGUGAACAUUGAAAUAUCAAGCCUUUUAUACGCGUACCAUCCAUCAUUAGGAGGAACUGAACUUAAAUGCUGCUUCGCCCAACGUUUUUUUAUUAUACAAUGGCUUCACUUGUUCAGCUAUCAUCCUCAAAAGGGUUUAAUGCUCAGUAAAGCCCACAGAUGUUUUUGUUUUAGGUUAUUGUUAAGCUUUUCUGCACCUGACUUACACAUGAAACUUUCAAUCAAUUUUUCCAGUCACUUGUUAACCCUUUAACUCCCAAGAUCUGAUUGUGAAUUCUCCCUUUUAGCUGCUAGACAUUUCCAUGUAAAUAAGUUACAGGAGUUUGGUGUCAGAUGGAGAUAACAACUUCAAAAACUUCUCAUUACCUGUUUGCUGGAUAAUGUGUAAUUAUCAUAUUGGAGAAGUUACUUGUUAAUCACUUCUGGGAGUUAAUGGGUUAACCCUAAAACCAAACGAUAAAGCGAUUGGGAGCUUCCAGUACACAAUGUGGCCCAAUCUUUUUUUCUUCCGGCCUCCUUUACCAGUCAUAGAUAGACUCGCGAAUUCUUACUGAAGGUAACUAGAGUCAAGGGUGUGUCAAGGCACAAGAUGGAGGCAGGCGCGCGAGGAGUGACUCACGUUCCUAUUCUCACGCCUGACUUAGACUUGUUUCCCCCCUCGCUCGUUUUGCGCUAGCCAGCUCAAUUGAGUUAUGUAAUUAAACCCAUGUCUUUUGAGCAGAAUAGAAAGGGCUAAAUGCAUUAAUUAUAUAUUGCAGGCAAAGGCUGGAAUGGAUGGUAUCCUCCACCCGAAUACGAGAAAUCAAACAUCUAUAACAACACCUUAAAAAACGCAGCGGUGAAAUGCGACCAACCGCCCAGUGACCCACCAACGUGCACCAAGUCUGAAGGACCUUGCUUGUUUGAUAUCGAGAAAGAUCCUUGCGAGUAUGUGAAUCUGGCGAGUCAACACAACGACAUCGUUCAGGAACUGUUGGCAAAGUUGGAGAAAUACAGAAAAUCUAGUGUUACGCCCAGAAACCAGCCUACAGACCCUAAGGCGAAUCCAAUAUAUCAUGGUGGAGCUUGGAUUGCAUGGGACGAUUAGAGCUAUUCUUUAUAAUUUUGUCCCGAAUCCUAAUUCAAAGUAAAAUUUUUCUGGUCGGUCGUUGUAAUAGCUUUUAUUAGUUUUAAGACACUCAAUUGAAAUACGCUGCUCUGCUGCAGAAAAAAAUAUGGACUUAAAGAUUAUAUGGAGAGUUCAAUUGUGGCAAACUUUAGUUUAAAAGUUUGUUACUAGAUGUUGCAAAAUAGCUUACCUAUCAGUAGCUGGCGACACACGCCUUUACUAUCUAUUAGCCUCACUAACGCCGGCAUGUCAGGCCAAAAUGAGCAUCAUGUUUUUCAUUGUCACAUCAAAGCAUUUGCUGAAAGACAGCCGAGUUUGGAUUGGAAACUAACGAGAAAGUAUGAUCUAAAAAAAAAAACGAUGGUGUGGGGUUAGGGUAGGUGGGAUAAUUUUUGUAGGUUAACGAUUUUUAAAAAACCACUCAGAGGCGGAAAUAUUUUCGAGAUUAAGAAUUUUAAUCAGUUGGUGGAUUCAAUAAAGACAAAGUGUUGGAAAG
Messenger RNA from Pocillopora meandrina, 34215 nucleotides. Lineage: Eukaryota; Metazoa; Cnidaria; Anthozoa; Scleractinia; Pocilloporidae. The record is from the annotation of a GenBank genome assembly.